AAAUACUUCAGUCCGUAAAGAGAAAUACCUAGCAGCAAAAAAUGCCAGCAGUUUUGCGUGCAAAAUGCAUAAUUGCAGGUGAUUCUGCAGUUGGCAAAAGUGCAUUAACACAAGUAUUUCACAGUGAUGGGGCACAUUAUCCUAAGAACUAUGCGAUGACAGUUGGUGUUGAGUUAUGUGUCAAAAGUGUUACCAUUCCAGAUACUUCAGACACUGUGGAACUAUUCCUUCAUGACUCAGCUGGUAAAGAAACAUUCUCAGAUCUCGUUCAAAAACAUUGGAGCCAGCCCUCAGUGAUAAUGAUAGUCUAUGAUGUGACAAGUGAAACAAGUUUCUCAAGCUGCGCUAAGUGGUUGGAGAGAGUGAAAUCUCAGAAACCUGAAGUUUCUACCCCAGGUGUGCUAGUUGCAGCGAAGAAAGAUCUUGAUGCUCGUAGAGCGGUUAGUCCAAAGGCUGGGCAAGAAUUUGCAAUGUCAAAUGGUCUGGAAUACUUUGAAGUCUCAGCAAAAGAAGGAGAAAAUGUAGAAGCACCUUUCUACUAUCUGGCUAAUGAAUUCCACAAACUUUACAAUGAAAAACUGGACACAUUUCAAACCUUGUCAUGAUGAAGAAUCAAAGAAAUGACAUAGAAGGCAAAAAUACUGUGAAUGAGUUUAUCCCCAAAAUACAUUCUGGCACAGAAGUGCUGGAUAUUGAAGAAAAACUGUUUUGAGCUCGGAAGUCUAGCUACAAGCCCCUUUAAUCCCCUCUACUUGACAACAUGCCUUUUCACCCAGGCUUGUUGGGAUGAGUAGU
Molecule: messenger RNA, 795 nt
Organism: Owenia fusiformis
Lineage: Eukaryota; Metazoa; Annelida; Polychaeta; Sabellida; Oweniidae
Source: the annotation of a GenBank genome assembly